AUGUUUGGACAAUUACAACCACAAACGGGUUUUGGAGGUUUUGGUGGUGGGUUUGGAGGCCAACCUCAACAAGCCCCAAAUGGCUUAGGACAACCCCAACAAAAUCAGCUCGGCGCUUUCGGGCAACUUCAACCAAACGCUUUUGCUCAACCCCAACAACAACAAAGUGGGUUAGGUGGAACUUUUGGUGCUCAGCCCAAUGCAUUUGGCGCAACUGGAGCGUUUACGCAACAACCGACGUCAAGCGCCUUUGUAAAAUACCAAGAAACAAUCCAGGACGGGAACCAUUAUAUGGCAAUUAAUUUCAUGCCACAAUUCAAAGGGAAAUCGAUUAUAGAAAUUCGGUAUGAAGAUUAUAAGGCAAACAAUUUUACCAAACCAGUCGCUCAACAACAACCACAACAACAGUUUGGAAUGAUGGGACAACAACCCCAAAUGGGGUUGGGAAUGGGAUUUGGACAACAACAACAGCCUCAAAUGGGUGGUGGAAUGUUCGGACUACAACAACAACAACCAGCUUCGAUGUUCGGACAACAACCACAGAUGGGAAUGAUGGGUCAACAACAACCUCAGAUGGGAGGAGCGUUUGGAUUCAGAUGA
Molecule: messenger RNA, 600 nt
Organism: Entamoeba invadens IP1
Lineage: Eukaryota; Evosea; Mastigamoebida; Endamoebidae
Exons: 1
Coding region: 1-600 (199 amino acids)
Source: RefSeq, a predicted model, not a curated record